Molecule: messenger RNA, 2545 nt
Organism: Xylona heveae TC161
Lineage: Eukaryota; Fungi; Ascomycota; Xylonomycetes; Xylonales; Xylonaceae
Exons: 2
Coding region: 148-2325 (725 amino acids)
Source: RefSeq, a predicted model, not a curated record
GCGUGCUCGUUUCAGCAUCAUGCCCCGAGCAAUGCCUCGGACCGUAAGAGCGGAUACUCCGUCAUCUGUCUGACAAGAUUUUCUCACUUCUGGCGCGCAUAAUUUUGUCCUCCAUCCUCAUCACCUUACUCUCCUCUCUUCAUUAGGAUGACCAGGCUCAGUCCCGGCUCUAGGAACCUUGAACGUCCACGGUCCCCAGAUGAACCCAUAAUUUCCCCUCUUGCGCAAAGAGAAGAAUCGUGUUGUAGUUUAUCCUAUCGUUCCACUUUUGUGGCAGUGUCUCGUUGCUUCUCGUCGGCAUUGAGGCAGUUUCCUGCUCACAGAGUUCUGGUCCCGUUCUGCACAAUCCGAAAACAACGAGGCCUGCAUGUGGAGUCCCUCACUUCACGUUUACUAUCUGUUUAUUAUUCUUUCCUGCGCCUGUCCAUCCUCGUUAUAAUGUUCUUGACUCUGGGCAUGACGGCCGAUGCUGCCGCUGCUCACCGCCAUGAAUUUUCUUCGCCUCUUGACCCCUCCUCCCCGUCCUCACCCCCCAGUGCUUUUCGAUCCUCACCCUCUCAGCCAGCUGCAUUGCGGCCACCCUUACCUAAACUUUCUCCUUCUCCUUCACCGGCUCCAAUUUCAUCUCUGAGAUCUUCACCGGUGCCGCAUCCCAUCCGACGAGGGGCCUCUCCGGUCUGUGUCAGUGCGGCGGACGCGUCUCCGGCCAUGACGCCAGAAAGCGAGACCGACAUUCGCAGCGUCGACAGCGUAUCCCAUAAACAACGUCUCCAUAUUCGACCGAGAGUAUUGUUGCAACUUCAGCGCAUCUCUGCAACAUCUCGACCCGUACCUUUCUACGAUGUGCUUCCUUCCACGGUCUUUGCCCCGCGCUUGGCUCGCAAUUUCCCUCGCGUAUUCAAGGGCAAAGACGGUUUAGGCGCCAACGACAUUGUCAUCGUGGGCAGCGAAGAGUACGACAAUGACCCGGUGCACAGCAAGGAUGAGCAUUUGGAUGCCGCUGCUUGGGAGGAUCGAAGAGUCGUUGCUGCAAUCUGCCAGUUGCACGGUGAAGGUGCCAGAGGGAAAGCAGAAGUCUGUUUGAAUCACGGGCCGCGAUGGGAGGCGAUUCCUUUGGCCAACGGGAGCUACGAGUUCAUCUCCGUCGACGACCACGGCCUCAGAACGGUAGCACGAUGGGUGCCGCGCAGCCAGUCAAUUAGUCGGCGAAAUACUUUCCAGUCCUCACCAUCGCCCGUUGCUCCGGAUCAGGGGAAAAGAUUUAUUUUUAGUAUCCUUAAUCCCCACACUCGCCGACAUCCAGUCAUUGCUUCGAUGACCAGCAAUUCUAUUGACAUAAUGGACCAAUACUCGACUCCGAAUUCCUCGACCGUCGCCUCUCCUGUAUCGCCCAUCCGUCCUGCCUCAGUCCUCUCAAACGAAUCCUCCUUUUUUGACAUUCCCUUGGCUCAGGAGCGCCCGUCCUUCAAAACGGAUGAAUCGCUGCGAGCUUUGAUCCUGGUUACAGGCAUCUGGGUCGCUUUCCGAGAAAACUGGUCACAAAGCUUCAAAUAUGAAGAUCGCCCUCUUUGUACUUCCGCCACAUCCCCCUCCCAGCCUCCGCAGCCUCAGCCGCGCAAUCGUCCCAUGUCUGUGGCUGCCCCUGGUGACUGGAAGCGCGAAGGCAUCCCACCGGCCGCAUCGGUUCAUCGCAGCGGCUCUCAUCAUGGCCUUACCGGCAAACUCUUCCGACAUGGCCCGCCGCUUCUGCGCCACGGCUCAACCGCAUCGAUGCAAAGCAUCUGUCAUGAAUUGAAACACGACGCCCCUCGCUCCUGUUCUUCCCAGACGCGCCGCACAAACUCAACUGGAGAAGCAUUCAUGGAACGCGCGUCGAACCGCAGCCAAUCUCUCACCCAGAGCUCGACACGCAAAAUUCCAAGAGCUAGCAUCUCGCGGCAAGGCAGCGAAGGUCUCUUUCCAACUAGGGCUGAGACAGCUGAUUCCUUUGACUCAAAUGGCAACCAGACACGUUCUGGACGACCUGGAAUUGGUAGUCAACGCUCAUCCAAAUCUCUCCCUCGCGUGCAGACCACUGGUUAUGUUUCCUUUGACGAUUCUAAGGAUCGUGGUACGGAUUCUGCCAAAGCUCAUGGAAGCGAUAAUUCCGCGAGCGGCAACUUCUCUGGCAGUAUGGACAGCAGUGGAUUGAGGAGCAUGUAUACAUCUUCUACAAUGUCAAAUUCCGUGCCAGAUGCAAAGGAAGUCACAAAGGACGAAAAGCGCAGAUGGUCAAGGUUCAAAGGCUUCGUCAGCCUUGUUCGGCGUGGCAGCCAUCACGAAUAGGAAUGACGAAACGGAAAUGGCGAACAUUUGAGUUUAAUUAUUUUUAUUAUUUUUGCAUUCCCCCGAUUGCGCUAGCAUUACCAAGCUUGAGAUUUUUCCAACAAUUAUAGGGCAAGCCUGCAUCACAACUCCCUGCUCAUUCGUACUGGUCCAUCAAAUCUGGUCGUCUUUGAUGAGCCUACUUUUAACAAAUCUUCUUAGAAAUCAAAGAAUAUGAAUU